Paramuricea clavata is the source of this 5318-nucleotide messenger RNA. NCBI's taxonomy places the organism in Eukaryota, Metazoa, Cnidaria, Anthozoa, Malacalcyonacea, Plexauridae. The record is from the annotation of a GenBank genome assembly.
GAUUCAAACUGAAAAAGAAGAUGAGAAAUUGGCCAUGACUGUGCAGGAGGAAGACUCUCCGGUAUGUCCAAAUAUCAAACACAAUCUUUCCAUGAAGAUUUUCAGUGUUUUAAAUAAUCUUAAAACAGUUCUAUGUAAUUUUUCUGAAGGAGCUGCUGGAUUUUCUACUCCGAGUAUAUCCAGCUGUCAUGGCUGAACUAGACAAAAGUACAAGAAGCCAUGCUUUUGAUGGUUAGUUAAAACUUAAUUUUCAUUGUUAUGAUAUAUAUCAAGCUUCCUGGCAAUACCCUAGAUAUAGUUAAAUUGGGGCAUUCCAGAAAACAUACAUACCUCCCCCCCCCCCCAAGGGGGAAUUAAACCCCCUUCCGAUGUCCUAAUGUACUUACUAUCACCAGAAACAAAUCCCCCCCCCCCGGUGGACAGCAGAAAUUUCCUCCAUGUGGGCAGGGUGGAACUUUUCCAACCUUGUACCCAGGGCCUUUGCGCGGUUCAGAGGCUAGCCUGUGAACUGUGCAAAGGCCCCGGGUGCAAGGUUGGAACUUUUCUGGAACGACCCAUUCUAAUGUUGUUCCUAUCUAACUGUGUUAUACUGUUACUAUAUUUACUAGGUUAUGAAGUUGAUUGGGAGGAAUCGUCAAAUUCUGUGCAGUGUCUUCAUACAUUAUCACAUGCUGCUCUGGAAGAAAAAGUGAGUAAUAACAGAAAAAGGUAGGUCAUUUUCUGGGGUAAUUAUGUUGGGUGCACCCCACUAGAAAACAUCUACCCCUAAUUCCCCAGCAUCAAAUGCAAUUGUUUUCAUUUCUGACAUAUUUCAGGCUCCCCUCCCUAUGACCCCCUCCCUCUCUGAAAACUCCCCCUUGGGAAAGUCUACAUCCUGCUGCCAACUUUUUAACCCCCUCUCUUGAAAAGUGUACAAUUCCACCCCCUCCCCUGAUGGAAAGUGAACACCCGUACCAGAUCAGCCUUGACCUGCCCUUGAUUCUUAAUUCUUCUCUUUGUUCUAGCUUGAAGUAACAUGUCUUUCCUGGAACCCAACUGGUGCUGUUUUAGCUGUAGCAUAUGGCCGCUAUGAUCAUCAGGAUUGGUGCACACACAAAGUACUACAUUUCCUUUAAUUUAAACCAACAUUGUAUUUAAGUCUGGACCUACAGUUUGAAUUUAGAAAAUUCUUUUACAGAUGAAGUGUAGUCAAAUGUAACUGUAAAACUUCAAAGAAAACAUAAUGCAUUGUUAUUGGAAAAAGUUGGUGUGGGCCAACCACAAAUCUUUCAAAUUUUAACUGUCCGAUCUUUCUGAGCUCCAUUGGUCUACUCUCCAUUUUGCAAUUCCCAAGAGCUGUGUUAGUAAUAAUUCAAAUCUAGGCAAUUAAGUUUACUCACAUUCUACUUCUAGUCUAGUGCUUGCAUGAACCCUGCUUAGCAAAUGAUUAUUUAUAUUUUUUCUUAUUUUCUUAGUCUUCUCUGUGUACCUGGAAUCUGGACAGAAGGUCACUGAAUGCAAACAAAGCUGAUUUGGCUAUUGAUAUUCCUGUGAGUAAUGCAAUAUGCAAUAGACAUUUUGUGGUUUUUAUGCAGCUUUUUAGGUAGAUGUUGACAUCUUGUGUUCCUGGUUUUGCUAUAGAGUUGUGUUAUGAGUAUUGCAUUUCAUCCUAUCAUUCCAUCCCUUAUUCUUGCUGGAACAUUCAAUGGUAAAUUUACCAAAUUUUAUACUUAGAGAUCAUUUACAUUAUUUUACAACAGUAGGGCAACAUGUCAUUCCCUCACCAGUUAUAUAUCUACCUCACAUUUCUCUUGUAGGUGCAGUGUAUGUUUAUGACAUUGGCAAAGAAGAUGAUACAUUGAUUGCCUCAUCAGGUGUUGGAGAAAAUUCUCAUAAAGACCCAAUUUCACAGGUACUGCAUUUACUGUAGUUUAGAGAAUCUGUAAAGUAUAUGGAAAAAGUACCUUUGUAUAUAUGGAUAAUGGAUUUAUGAAUCAUUACUUUUCAUCUGUAGGUGAUGUGGUUAAAUGAUCCAGCAUCCAAAGAUAAAAAGUUUAAGGUAAUCUGUUGAUGUAUUUUUGAAAAUUCUUUACAGUAAAAAGUAUGAGUCAUAUUGAUCAAAAUUUUAUAACUGAAAAACUAUGAACUGCCAUUUUGCUAUAGAGUCAGCAUUGUAGAACAUUUUAUUUGCGUGGAGUUCUUCCAUCUUCCUCAAGGCACAUUCCUCUCCACUCCCUAGAAAAUCCUAUGUUAUAUCAAUUUCCAUAUAGAUCAUGAGUGCGGGUGGUGAUGGUAAAAUCUUGAUUUGGAGGUUGAGUCAGAGCAGUAAGAAUCUCAAGUUACUCAGUGGUUUUGUUGUCCAAACUGACAGUAUUCCUCGUAAUCUCAGAGUCAGUAAAGCCAGGGGAGAUAGCUUGGUAGGAGGUAAGUUUUUGAGGAACAGGAUUCCUUCAAGAAGCACCGUUGUCUGAUUAUUCUGAGAAUAGUGCUGUACGUGACUGGGUUCUAAAGUUCCCUUCUGUGGUACUGAACCAAUGAGGGAUGGCUUUUAUCCUUGACCUAGCUGUAGGGAAAACAAAGCAAAACCGUAAUUAGUUCCUUCAAUGUUUGCAUUAUGGAAACAUAUAGAGCUAUCCAGUAUAAAGUUAAGUUACUUAGUUUAUAGUCUGUCAGGAAAUAGAUGUUGAUCCAUACGCACAUGCAAUAUGUCUCCACAGAUGAUGUUGCGGAGUAAUUGCAUACAAUUUGUAUUUUCUAGUGACCUGUCUUUCGUUCUCCCAUGAAGACAAGACAACAUUCGUAGCAGGUUCUGAAGGUGGAGGUGUAUUUAAAUGCUCUACGAAUGCCACAACAACUGCAACCUCAGGUAUGCGCGAUAUAAUUCACUGAUCCUUCAUCUCUUCUCCAUCUAUGUCUCCUUCCAUAUCAACCUUGUUUCAAUCACCUUGGGUAUCUAAAAUUUAUACACCCAAAAUUUUUUGAUCUCUUCAUUCCAUUAUCUCUCUGACCAGCUCCCCUCCCUUCAUCUCCUUUUAUUACGUGUUCAUUCCAUCCCAACCUUCUCUCACUUCCUCUGCAAUGUCUACAAUCCUACAUCUUCCUCUGAGCGAUAUAUGAUGUCUGUGACUCGCCCUUCAUCUCCUCUUAUUACGUGUUCAUUCCAUCCCAACCUUUCCCCUCUUCCUCUGCAAUGUCUACAAUCCUACAUCUUCCUCUGAGCGAUAUAUGAUGUUAUGAUGUCUAUGACUCGCCCUUCUUCAGCUCCUCUUAUUACGUGUUCAUUCCAUCCCAACCUUUCCUCACUUCCUCUGCAAUGUCUACAAUCCACAUCUUCCUCUGAGCGAUAUAUGAUGUCUAUGACUCGCCCUUCUUCAGCUCCUCUUAUUAUGUGUUCAUUCCAUCCCAACCUUUCCUCACUUCCUCUGCAAUGUCUACAAUCCCACAUCUUCCUCUGAGCGAUCCAUGAUGUCUAUGGCCUGCCCUUCAUGGCUUCAUCAUGUCCUAUUACGUGUUCAUACAAUCUCAACCUUACUUUCUUCCUUGUAAUGUUUACAACCCCACAUCUUCCUCUGUUCUCUUCAUUCCACAUUUCCAUGAUGUCUGUGACCCGCCCUUCUUCAUCUCCUAUAACGUGUUCAUACCAUCUAAACCUUACUUUCUCCCUUGUCAUGUUUACAACCCCACAUCAUCCUUUGAUCUCUUCAUUCCAUGAUAUCUGAGACCGUCCCUUCUUCUUAUUACGUGUUCAUCGUCCUCUGCAAUGUCUACCGCCCCAAAUGUUCUGAUCUCUUCACCCCAUCGUAUAUAUCUCUGGCAAGCCGGCAUCUGUUCCCAAUAAGUGUCUAUGCUAUCUUAGACUGCCUCAAUCUUGUAACCUUGUUCUUCAAGACUUCAACCAAACCCAAACCUGCAUCUCUGUAGUGUCCUUCUCUUGAAUUCAUAACUGCCUUUUUAGGUUUCGUAAUUUUCUUCCUUUUAACAGAAGAUAUCCAGUCUGUUCCAGUUCACUCUCCUGUCACAUUUGCUUUUCAUCCAUACUUGGGUCCAAUCCACUCAGUAUGUUGUUCACCACAUCACAGAAAUCUAUUCCUGACUGCUGGUACUGAUACAUUAAGACUAUACAACAUGUUACAGGUAAAGUGAUGACAGUUUUACUAAAUCUAUAGAUACUACCGUCAUUGAAUAAUUAACUUUAACUAUGAUUUUUUCUUCAGUUAAUGCCAUCCCUGACGAUCGAGCCAUCAUGUGGAUACUUAUAUUCAGUUCGUUGGUCUUACACAAGGCCUGUUGUGUUUGCUGUCGCUUGCGGAAAUGGCAAAGUUCUACUAUAUGAUCUCAAGGUAGGAUGAUCUCAGGGGAAAUACCAACCUAAAAUGAUCGUGUUUUUGUGAUUGGCUUCAUAAAACAAUAGUAAUCAGUAUUUGUGACUCGUUCAUUAGAAAGAUAAUUUCUACAGUUCAUUGUCUUUUAUUGUUAUCAUUAACCAAUCACAAAGCCCGCGCAUAUAGUUUGGUGGCGACCCUGAUCUCGUCAGUGGCCAGCAAGUAUAUUUUGUCGCCCAUUUUUCUCACAUUACGUUAUUUUAUUGUAGGCGAAUAGAAUUAACCCGGUCAUGACUUUGGAUGGCUGCUCGAAAGGAAGCUCUAUUUUUACUGCUGAAUUUAAUCCUUCGAGGUAAGACCUCAAAAAUACCAACUGGAAAUGUAAGGAAAUUUAAACCAGGGAUAUUAACUGGACCCAAACAGGGUUAUGCCUAGGCUUGAUUACCAGCCGGCAUUCGGGAAGCUUCCCUGAAUUGGAGGGUUCGACUUGAGUCACAGUGGGUAAUCGAGCUUAGGUUAUGCCCAGGGCUCAAAAUAACGGGAGAUAGGUCUCUGGUCAACUUGAUUUUAGCUCGGUCAAAAUGUGUUUUUGACCAGUCAUUGAUACGCUUACACUGACAGUGAAACAAACUAUUAGAAACUUGUUUCGAUACAUCAUAGUUUCAUGUUUUAAUUCAAGACGUCAGCAAUAACAUUGGAAGGCAUGAAAAUGUGGCCAGUCAAAAAUGAUCGAUGAGGUAAAAAAGUGACCGUUCAAGAGGCAUUUUUGGCCGGCCAUUGUCCGUUAACCGGCCGUUAUUUUAAGCCCUAGUUAAGCCUAGGUUAGCAACAAGGCAUUCUAGUUAUCAAGUUUUGUGAAUUUUUUUUCUAUUUCUUCACUCUGACAGGAAAUAUUUACUAGCGUCCGGCAAUGGCCGAGGUGAGGUAAAGGUCUGGAAACUAAAUGAUGAUCUCGUUUCCCACAAACCACGUGAUCAAGACAUCCUGGAAAGUUUAGCAGUACUUCAUGUAGAUUAA